This is a messenger RNA of Coturnix japonica (Japanese quail), 12584 nucleotides long. It is a transcript of the gene CEP128, whose product is annotated as centrosomal protein 128. Lineage: Eukaryota; Metazoa; Chordata; Aves; Galliformes; Phasianidae. Gene Ontology annotation, cellular component: spindle pole; centriole. The record is from RefSeq and is a predicted model, not a curated record.
UGCUGCGAGAAGCGGGGAGCAACCCCAGAUCCGUCGCCCACCGGGUCCCCCGCAACCGCGACCCCCCCACAACGGCUCACGGAGGGGCGGAGCCUGGCCUCCAGUUAUUCCUCCUGCGGGUGUCCGCCACUUGCCUCGUCCGGCUGCCUCGCAAAGCUUUUUGGGAGUUGAAGUUCUCCUUUUUUCCUUCUUUAAGGCCGAACUGCAACUUGAGAACUACGUGUCCCAUAGUAGCCUCGCGGGCUGCCCAGGCUCCCGGAAGGCGGCUCUGCCCGCCGGUGUCAAGGCGGCUAGUUCAAGUUGCCAUAGCGGCGAGCCUAGGUUGCAAGAUACUGAUGGCAGAUUCAUCCAGUGAUUCAGACAACUUUUUUAGGGCUCGAAUAGGAAGAUGGCCUCCUCCGAGGACAUCCCACAACAGAGCUCGGAACUAUGGUGCUGAAGAGGUUACAGAGAAGAUUCAUACACUAGCAAGCACUUUACAGGAUACCAAUAGAAACCUGAAGCAUGUUGACCAUCUGCUGGGGCAAUACAGGGAAUACAACAAGGAACAAACAGAAGCAAUAGCAACUUUAAAAGAAACAUUGGAACAGUCUAUAGGUCAGCUAAAGAGUCAGCGACUAAGUGGAAACUCUGGAAGGAGAAGUGCUUCUCUCUCAAGCUUGUACCCUAGUGAUUUGGAUGGAGAAACAGUGCCAGGGAUCCACCGCUUUGUGCCUACUUCUCCUCUCAGGGAUUAUGGAGACUCACAGGGCAAUAGACAUCGGAGGUCUAGAUCAGCAAGUGUUCGAUUUGUCAACGAGGCUGACAAUUUGAAUCAGCUGCAUUCUUUCCACCAGUCUCUUCGCGAUCUUAGUAGUGAGCAAGUUCGUCUUGGAGAUGACAUCAGUCGGGAGCUUUCAAGAAGAAAUAGGGCUGAUGCAGAAAUGAGAGAGACUCUAGCGGAACUGUCUGAAAAGCUCACUGAGUCCCGAAGACAAGAAACGGUAUCUGCACGUGUAGAGAGAAGACUUCAGGAGAUAGAACAAGAAAUGCGUGCUGAAAGGCAGCUUGUAGAAAGGCGCCAGGACCAACUGGGGCAGAUGUCUGUUCAAUUACAAGAGGCUUUAAAGAAACAGAAUGCUAAAGCAACUGAGACAGAAGAACUUGUGAAAAAUAAACUUUUGAAAUAUGAAAGUGAAAAGACACAACUUGAGCAAGAAUUGGAGCAGUCCCGGAAAAAGCUGAAUCAAUCAGAAAGCAAUAGAGAAGCUCUUUUGCAUCAGGUUGACGAUCUCCGUUCCCAACUUUUGAGAGCAGAAGAAGAUCGUGCAGACUUGCAGCGUCAAAUUUCACGUUUGGUUAUGCACCAUCAGAGCUCUCAGGAUGUCUGUGAAGACGAAAGGAGAAUUAGAACAGUAGCUGAAAGAUAUGAGAGAGAAAAGCAAGAACUGGAGAAACAUAUUUUGGAGCUUAAGGCAAAACUGACUCAUAACACAGCAAUGUCAGAGGUAGAAGAGCUAAAGAGACGCAUAGAGCAUAAAGACAAGGAGAAAGCACAGCUUGUAUUGCACAUAGAGGCAUUAACAUCUGACCUGGAAAACAGGGAGAAGCAGCAGAAAAAAAUGCUAGACCAGCUAAAAGAGAUAGAGAGUUGCUACAAGGCUAGUGAGGAUGGACGUAGGCAAACAGAACGCCAGUCUGCUGAGUUAGCUCAUCAAGUUGAAGAGAGUACCAAGGAAGCAGAACGGUACCUUACUGAAUUCAAGCAUUCAGAGGCACUCAGGCUAGAAACUGAGAAAAGAAGAGAAGAUUUGAAGGUGAGAGCACAGGAAACCAUCCGACAGUGGAAACUGAAGUGUAAGAAACUGGAUCGUGAGGUGGAAAAACAAAAUGAAACUAUAGGUGAACUGAUGGACAAAAAUAAUCAGGUCCUCAAGGAAAAAGAUGACCUCAGAAAUCAACUUCUCUCUGCUAUACACCAAAUAGAAAACCUUCAGAAAGAGUUGGAUGAUGUGCUUGCAAAGAGAGCCCAGCAGGAAGAACAACUUCACUGCAAGGAGGUAAAACUAAAUGAAAUGAAGUCUCAACAGCUAUCCCUGGAAGAAGAGAUAAAAGAAGUUCAAGGUACUGUAAAUAAAUUAGAGAAUGAGUUGAAAAUGCAAAGCUUUCUACAAAAUCAGACACAAGCUGAAAAGGAACAUUUGGAGCAAGAACUUGCAACUAGUAAAUCAAUUCAUGAAAAAGACCAAGAAAGACUCUUAGAAAUGCAAGCAAAUGUAAAAAAUUUGAGUGCUGUGCGUGUGGAGCUAACAAACAGAAUAGCAGAAGAAGAAAAAAUCAAAAAAGAAUUACAUAAGAGCCUCUCAGAACUCCAAAAACAUCAGGAAUCUAAGCAUGAAGAGAUGACUUCAGCUAACAGGCAAUUGAAGAUGGAAAGAGAAGCUCACCAACAGGAGCUAGUAGAUCUUCGAUUAGAGUUACAUAAUGCUAAAAUCAAACAUGAUCGUAACAUUCAAGAGCUUACAAAACUCCUUAAGCAAGAAAAGGAUGAUGCAGGUGCUCAGAUUAGGAUGCUAAAGAUGGAACUUGCAGAAGAGAAGAGCAUAGUCAAGACUCAGAGUCAGCAGCUGGAGAAGAUAAAAAUAGAAUGUGAUAAAUUGACAGAAGAAUUAACCCAACGUGAAGAAGAAAAUACAAAACUCAGGCAAAAAUUUGAGCUUGUAAAACAAGAACUGGAGAAAAAGGAUAAACAGAUCAGCGAUGAAGAAGAUCACUUGAGAAGGAUGGACAAGGCAAGAUUGCAGUUUAAGGUUCAGCUGCACCAUUUAGAAAUGGAAAAGGAAUCCAUUCUCACCAUGAUAGGAACUGAAAUUGAUGCUGCUUGUGAGAUUUUUUCUCGGGAUUCUGUGGAGAAAUUCAAAGCAAUAUCACUUACACCAACAGUGCUGAAUGAUCCUCAUCGCUGGUUAGCAGAGACAAAGACUAAGCUGCAGUGGCUGUGUGAGGAGGUGAAGGAGAGAGAAAGUAAGGAAAAAAAGCUGCGACACUACUUGCUGCAAAGCCAACAGCAUCUCAAGCACUUUACACAGCUGAAGGAGUCUGAACAUCAGUCUCUCUUCAAACAGAUAAAAAAGCAAGAACAACUUUUAGAAGAAGUACACAGAGAGAAAAGAGAGCUACUAGAGAAGUUGCUCAGAAGAGAGGAAGAAAUGGGAGCUCUCCAGGAACGAAUUAUGUCCUUAGAAAUGAGUACUCAAGUAGCUUUAGAUUAUCUGGAGUCUGUUCCUGAGAAACUGAGCCUCUUAGAAGAUUUAAAAGAUAAUGGAGUGAGAAAGACUUCACUUGAUUCUUUCAGUAGUUCUAAAUUAUUUCAGUUAAAUGAUGUCGACCCCAUACAUAUAGACAAAUCAGUUAAUAAGGAGUCCCAUUGCAGGAGGGAGAUGAUUGAGGAGAGGUAUACCAAGUAUAAAGAAAUAGUGACUUCUCUGCAGCAGCAGCUGAAAGACUCAAAGCAAAGAGUCCAAAAAUUCAAAGAUGUAUGCAGCAACCAUGUGGAAAUGGAUGCUGAAAUUCCUGAUAUAAAAGUGGCUGCUGCUUCUUCCAGUUGGCGAACUCAAAACAACUUUUUGUCCAGCUCGCUGCUCUCAGAUUCUAGUUCACAUACGCAGAGAAUAGUCCCUUUUGAUACAAGUGCCACCAAGGAAGAUUCAAUUAAUGUUGCCAUCAAUAAAAUGAAGAUGCAAGCAGGAAGAGGGAAGCAGUAGGACAUUUUACAAAAACUCAGAACAUUUUUUUUUGAACUGUGGUAAUUCCAUCUGCUGUUGGUGGAAACAUCCUUAAUGAUUUAAUGAUUGCCAAACACUUAAAUGAAGAGACUUUGAUUGACUCCUGUAACCUGUACAUGAAAGGUUUUCUGGGACUGCGAUAUUCUCUUGCAUUUUUUUCUGCAGUUGUAAACUAAAUGUAUUGUAUCCCUGAAAUAUUAUGAAUUUCAAGAACUGUGACAUUGAUCUUUGAUAUGAACUUAUUUACCCAUGUAUAGGACUUGUGCUGAGGUGUUAUUUAAAAAGAUUCAAUAAUAUUAUUAAUAAUCAAAAAUAUUCAUAAAAAUUGUUCGUCCUAAUAUUUAUUGAGUCAUUAUACAGAUUUAUACAAGUACAUUUUUGAAUUUAAGUGCUUCACUUUGCAACAAUAAUUUAAGAAAGAAGCAAUAAAUAUUAAAUAAAAGCUAAUUUCUUCAAAAUCAUACCAUGUCUUCAAGCUCAGCAUAUGUCACUUAUAAGCUGUUUAGAAUCAUUCUUCUGAUCAGAAUAGUUUUAUCAGAUACCAUGGCAAAUUUGAUCUUGUGGGACCUCUGUAAAGCACUUAAUAGCCCCUGAAUCUCACUCAUCUGUAUCAAGUGUACAGAAGGGCAUUGCUAAGUGGCUGUGAAAGUUUUACUAACAGGGCUUGAUGAUCACUUAUUUAUUCUGUUUUCUUCUCAGUUAGAAAAAGAUACGUCAUACUGAAUGUAAAAUGCUAUGGAAAUACAAUAUUGCAUGGCUGUAUUUGUUUGGAUGAUUUUGUUUUAAACAGUAAUGGUACAAUUCUGCAUUACUGUGAUCUCAAGCAGCACAUCACAGAAGAAUCUGCUGUCAGAAGAAAUAGCAAUUCUUCUGAUGGUCCUGAUUUUAUUUCCCCCCCCCCCCCUUUUUUUUUUGUAUGCUUCUGAUUGAAUCACUACUAAUGAGCCUUAAACAUUUGCCAAAUCUAUUAGACUACUGUAGUAACAUGAAUACCAUUGCAAUAAUUGUUUUGUACACUUCUGUCAUGCUUAGGAAGUGUUGCUUCAAAACACUUUUUAGCACCAUAGGAAUCCCAGGUCAUUAUGUGCCACCUGAAAACAGAACUUUUUUUUAUAUUUUCUUUUUAAGUUUCCGAAGUUUUUUGCCAUCCCGGUGGGCGCUAUAGCCUUAACAGAGUCCAUAUGGAUUUUGUCUGUUUCUGUAGAAGGAAAUGAGAAAAAAAAUAAUAAUUUUGCUUUCAUUUUCUGUAAAGUUUUCUUUACCUUCUGUAUGUGUAUAAUGCUAUGCAUUAUAGUGCUGUCAAUGGCUUUUUAUAUGUCUGUUAGUUCAAAAGGUCCAGAAAGCAAAACAGUCAUAUCCAUUUCUUCUCAUCUCAAUGUCAAUGGAAGGACAGGACAAACACAUAACCAAAAAAUCUCUUCUGGAGAUUAUUUCUCUCAUGAUCUAUAAGGACUGUGGAUGUAAUGAGGCAGUGCGUAACUCAGGCCACAGUUACCAUAAACUAAACCAAGUGUAUGAUGUAUCCAACAUUUGUAAUUUAUUUUUUUAUUUAGAUCAGAGCACAGCUAGAAAUGGGGUGUUUAAGAUGUUUAAAGUGUUUUUUUUCUAUUACUGUUUAAACUCUUGUAGUUAUAAAACUGCAAGAAAAUCAACAGCUUGUGGAUUUUAUAGUACCUAAAAAUUAUGACAAAAAUAUUUUUAUAAAGUCAUUUAAAAAUAUAUUAUAAAACAGUAAAUCAUGCUCUCUAAGUCUAAGUAAUGGUUUGAAAGCAGUGCCUCCUAUAUUAUUACACUGCCCAUAAUGUCAGAGGUGGAUAUUGGUGGUAUGGCAGUAGAUGUUGAAUCUUCCCACCAAUAUUCUAUACCACGUUGUUGCAGAGGGGCAGUGUGAUAGAAUGGCAUCUAACAUGGAAGAGUGGAUGAAGCAAAGGGUGUCAUGGAAUUCAUCCAUGGAGAAAAAAACUUCAUCCAUUCAUAUUCAUGGAUGAUUUCUGAAAGUUUACAGAGACCAAACAGUGGAUGUGAGCACAGUGAGGCAGUGGGUGGUGUGUUUCAGCAGUGGUGACAGCAACUGUGUGUCACCUCCACUGGUGCAGAUUUUUAUGAGUGUGACAUGCUGGCUCUUGCUCAUUGCUGAUGAAAAUGCGUAACUAGUGAUGGUGAUCGAGUUGAAGAGUAGUGUUUUUAGCUGAGAAUUUACUCUAUGUAAUAGUCUCAUUGUGCUCUUUGUUGUAGUUUCCAUGAAAAUAAAUAGGAGGCAUUACUUUUGGAGCAAUCUAUGUAUAUCAUUUUGGAAAGGGUCUAGUGCUGAUGGAUAAAAAUAUGUGCUCUACUCAACCUACUGAAGUUGAAAUGUUUUUGAAGUAAAUCACUUGCUGGAAAAUGAAUGGAACUUAAAUGUCUCAUCUGAGAAGCAACGUGUUGAGAAAUAACAUCCUCUCUUUUUUCUAAGGUAUUUGUAAAAAUCUGGAUAUUGCUUUUACCAUUUUAUAUAUUUAUACACUGUUCAUCAAUUGUAACUCAGAAACCAGGUGUCUUUCCUUAAAACAACAUAAUUUCUACUUUAUAGCGUUUGACAAUGAUGGAUGAACAGUCUAAUCUCUCUUGCUAUUACAUAAAAUUCUGAAUUAUUUUUUAAAAGUGCAGGUGAAUAAAUUUAGUAAAUUCAGUGCUCAGUAUAUUUGCCUUUGACUGUCUGAUUGGGUUUUCAGUAGAGUUCUUUCUCCUUCUUUAAUAUUUUCUAAAAGGGCUGAGGGAACAGAAGAAAAGAAAUCAAACCACACACACAUAAAUUAAUGAGAGGGCUUAUGGUUUCCAAAGCCAGGAAAUUGUUUCUUAAAUUUACCCUGUUGGCAUGGCAGACCAGAUAGCAUGUAAUAUUUGUCUCUCUUCCACCUUGGAUAGAAGUUCAUAUUACAAAGUCAAUUUUGUUUCCUUUCUACUGAAGGCUAAAGUUCCUUUCAUGAUAUUAUGUGAAACUGUCCCCCUGUGGUUAAAGAAAUAAUAUUUUUUCCAUAUUGGCUUGAAAUAAUAUUCCUCUGACCAGCGUUAUUUUUUAAAGUAGAAAAGCAGAUUAUUUUUGUAUAAAGCAUACUGUAUAUGUCAUAUCUUAAAAAUUACUGUCCAUUCUGGUUAUCAGAAUGGAUUUUAACUCUUCAGUGACUCAUUCCUUCAUUCUUUCCUAAGACAGCAGUUUUCACUAAGGAAAAAAAUGUCCUAACCCACCUAAAUUGGUGUUUUAUUUCUUUGUUCUGUUCAAUAUUUGGUAAGUAAGGCAACUUUGUAUGUAUAUAUUAAAUAGUGGCUAUAAUAAUUUAAGACGGUGUAUCCAUGUUUUUCUAACUGUUCUGGAAUACAGGGGUUCAAUAUAGGGCUUUUAGAGAUGCACUUGGCCUUUAUUUUGGCAUCAAAUAAUUUUCACUAAACUUUCAGAUUUUGUAAUGUACUUCAGUUUUUUAAAAUAAUUUAACAGAAAUAUUGGAAUAUUUAUUUUAAUUUCUUUUGAGAAGUUGAUUAUUAAAUAUACAAGAGAGUAGAUUUGCAUUAUAAAAACUUCAAAUUAAAGACAGAUCUCAGUGUAGCAAGGAGUAUCCAUCCCUUCGUGGAGUGAAGAACUGAAUCACAAGGCAAAACAAAGCAAUUUUCUUAUUUUUCCCAAAAUUUCCCUGACAGCCAUGUUUUGGUGAUGGUGAAAGUAUUCCUUGAAUAUUCAGAGCUCAGUCACUUUGUUAUUCUUUCUUUGCAGCUGUCUCACAAAUGUAGAUAAAGAAGAUGAAAUUUCAUGGAACAAUGAAAACACUAUUCUUAUAUUCUCCAAAAUCCAUUUGUGAGCUAAGGAGUCUGCUUAUCAGUUCAUCUCUGGCUUAUGACAUAGUGGCUGCACCAUGGAGCACUGAACCUAUUUUUCAUGAAUGAAAAUGCCAAUACUAAAGUUGAGUAAAGAACAAACUAUUUUUGUAACACUUACACCAUUUGCUUAUUACAGUCAAAAGGUUCUCUAAAUCUCCUCGCAUUCAAACUGCAUUCCUAAUAUAUCAGUGCCUCUUUAGUUGCUGUAUUCACAUCCUAUUACUUAAGUCAGCGAGAGCUGGAGGCCAGCUAUCAGGAAAUGCAGUAGAAUGCAACACAGAUUCCUAUUGUUUUGGUUUGGUUUGGUUUUUCAUCUAACUGUAGAACUUAGAAACAGAUGUAGAAAAAAACUAGCAAUACUAUGAGGAAAAGGAAGCAACUGCUGAUUAAAUUUAAAUUUCAGAACAGUUUAUUUUUGGUGUUUUAAUCUAAAACGAUUGAUAUUUCCAUCUGAAUCAAAGCAAUCCCUAAAUAGGAGCCCAUCUUGGAUUUUCUUUAUUUAUUUAUUGCAUAUCAAAAUAUUUUCCACUCUAGCUGAAGUCACCACAGCCCUUUACUGGAAGCAUAACUGGACUGUUAAGAGUAUGAACUUAAUUGAUUUUCUUUGUAGAGGACUAAGUGAGAUUUUAAAUCUGAAAUGCUUCUUAGUGCUGUAUACAGAAGUACAGCAGAACAGAAUGUGAUAAUCUUGGUCUUUCAAAAAUCUGUAACCUAAUGUCUCUGGGAAUGCUGACAGCAAAAAUGAAAGAGGUUACUGUGGUUGAAAUACAGAAACAUCCAGCAUUUAUUGUUUGUAUUAACAACAAUAGCAACCAUGUUUCCAAAGCUAAAGUUGCAAAUCUGUCCUUACUCUGCGUGUAAGAAGGAGAUACUUGUUUUCUUGCCUUAAUAUAAGAAUUUUUUGAUAUCAUAUGCUGUUAGAAAACAGGUGGUGAUGGUUUUUUUAGCACCAUGGAGGCACCUUCUUGGUACUAUUUAGAGCUAAAUAUUCUUGGAAAUCAAUUAUUAAUGUAUUUUUAUUAAGGUACUAUAUUUAAAUAUAGGAGCUGCAUAAAUAAACCUCUUUUAGGUUUUGUUCUGCUAUCUUUAUUUAGGCUGUUCAGUAUGUGUUUUGCUUCAGUAAGCUCAUUGAUUCUUCUUCUGCUGUCUGUUGUUUUCAUUGGUCUUCAGAUGAGAAUCCUAGCCUGCUUUUCUCAUCUGUCAUCUACACUGCACUAGGAUGUCAAUAACUGUUUAUACAUUUACUCCACAUUAAUAAUUUUGAUAGUUGAUAUGCCCAGUGAACGACAGUGAUUAUAAAGGCAGUUGUUGCCUCUAACAUAAUCCCUUUUAAUGCGAAUUCUACCACUCUUACUUGCUUAUUAGUAUAAAACCUACUUGCUAAGCUACCCUUAGAUCACAUGGUGCCUAACUGUAGUGAUUAUUCCUCAGACAAAGGCAAGUUUAUCUAACUAAGUUUGUUGAGAUGCUUUAAUUGCUAUUACUCAAUCUACUAUGAGUCUGUAGUAGAAACUAAUAAAGGAUAAGCGCAGUUGCAGUAAUGCCAAAAUAUUAUUAAUUUCAGGUGGAAGAAAUGGCUACAAACUGAUUUAGGAGAUCUGCUGAAGUAUGCAGUGGAAUCAAAAAAUUGAGCAUUACAAAUUAUAUUUCUUUAAAUUACCCUCAGUAGAAACAGUUGCUGACAUCUAAAAUAUUUCUGAGAAUUAAUACUGAAAUUUGCUAAAGAUGGUCACGUGGUAUUAUUCUGAUAAUGUGGAUUUCUGUGUCACUCACCUUGUUAAAUAAGCAAUGAACUGGGAAGUCAGCCCAAAUUACAUCCUGGCAAUAGGCUUUUCACAGAAACCACCACUUUUGGACUUACUGUGGAAAAAGAUGAGCAUAGCUGUGUUUUACAGCUGGCCAAGAGAACAGUUUGCAUUUGUGGCAUAAGCUAUUUCAUCUGUGCUGCUCAAUAUGUGCACCAUUUUUAAAGAGGCCUUCAGUUCAGCACAGGCAACACAAUCUCAUCCAAACUGCUGUGUCUGUAGAGUUGGCAGAAUUUUUGUCGUGUGUUUUGACAAUCAGAAUAUCAGUAAAUCCAUCAGAAACCAUGGAGUAGUUUGUUUUGUCUUCACCAGAGAGAUAUUAAAAGAAAUCUCUGUGAAAACAGAAAAAUCAAGUAUCAAAGUCAAUAAACUCUUCAUUUUUUCUAGAAUGAGAGUCAUUUCUGAAACUUCAUGAGAGAGACUGCCUUAUAUAAAAUGUCUUUGGAGCCCCUGAACAAAUCAACCUAUCCCAUUUCAAGUCAUCUCUUACUGUCACAGACUUGCUUAAUUUUCUCCUGUACUUUGGAAAUUCUCUUAUGUGCAAUAUAGACUGAAUGUCAGACUUGAAAUAAUUUCAUAUGUGGUGCUGGUGUGAUGGAUUUUAAGAAAUGCAUCAGAUGUUCAAAUUUCAACCUUGCUAUUACCUUAGUGGAAGAAAGUAACAAAUAUGCAUUUAGCCUGUAUGUAAUGCAAGGGCAUCUGUUCCGUGUAACACUGUUUUUGAAGGUGAAUCUCUUUUGAAGCUGAAAUUUCUGUAUGUGCAUAUGUGCGAGUGGUUUUUGUUUUUGUUUUCCCUUGGGAGUGUGAGAAAAAAUCAGUCACUGGAGUUCUGUUUUAUCAUUUCUAACUAAAAAUGCGGCUAAUUCCAAUACCUCAUUAAAAGCACUCCUAACUAAGUUAAUUACUGCAUGAGCCAUUUUCAUGCAGAUAUUUUAUUUUUAUUUAAUUCAAAAAAAAUGCAGUUCCUUUCCCAUUUAGCAUUCUAAAACUGAAACAAAGUGGAUUCUGUGAUGUAACAUUUUGAUUGUGAAAUUCACAAACUCGGGUUGCCUUGGCAUCUAACACAGGUAUCAGUGGACAUAUUGCAUCAUAUUUCCCAGUCCGCCGUUGCUGCUGCAGUUCACUGUAAAAUGACUUCACAAAAAUCUCAGACUUCCAAAGAAUUGAAUGUGUGCAAGAUGCUCCGUACUGGUUUAAAGUCAGAAAGGUCAGUUUGAUACCACUAAACCUCUUGCUUGCAAAUGAAAUGGAGACUGGUACACUGGAAUGAAAUUCCUUGGCAUGUAAUUAUUUCUAGACAUUAAAUCCUGAAUGCCCUUUGCCAGCAAUUCAGCAAAGAGUCCAUUCCCUGAUUUAAUGUAAAAGGCUCGCUGACCACAUUCCCAUAUAUAUUCAAGAGUGUUAGGAACAUCUAUGUGAAAGAAAUGUGUAUGUCUUUUCUUAAUUUUCCCUCCUUGUAGGUUUUAUUCUGCGUGUCUGUAGAAACAUUGAUAUAUUUCAUUCCUCUAGAAUGUACCAGAGGAGCAGUGUGCUGAAUCUGAUUUUGCUGAAGUGACCAGAGUUACUGCAGGUUCCUCUGAAUUUGAUUACCAAAUGGUAAAGGUGUGUUCAGACUUUUAAUGGCUGAACAAAUACAUACAGGCAAAUAUGUGAAUUGUCCCAUUCACAUAAUUAUGUACAUGUCUUAUAGUCAUAGACACGCUUAAACAUGUACAGUCAUACACUGUAAUAAUUUACUGAUCUAACAAAAAAUUAACUCUUUGUGCUUUCCAAUCCAGAUGACUGAAGCUAGCAGAGGCAUGUCUAAUAUCAGUGAAAUUAGCAUUUAAUUGUGAGUUUGAGGAAAGGAUGAAGGAAUAUUUUCUCAAGGUGUGUUUUCACUGCAUUUUGUAGAGCUCCAGGUCUACUUUAUAUGUUGAUCUAGUGAGCAGACAAAUACUUACUAACAAAUACACAUUUUAUUAAAAUAUUUCUUUAGCAGACUAAGUGCUCGCAAUACUUCAGCUCUAUUUCAUUUUUUUCUAAACUUCAAUUUCCCCCCAAAAUUCUCAGAAUUAAGAUUUGAGGUUUAUUUGGCUUCAUGUAUAUAUACUGUAAUCUUCAGGCUUGUACUGGUUCAGUAAGUUCUGACAAACUUAAACAUCUUCAUUUUCUGUUUCUGUGUGAGCAUUUGUCCCAUGUGAAACAAACUUUAGGUUAUUCCAAUGUUGCCACCAUUGUUUCUAACACACUGAAGACGAUAUUCAUCUCCAUACACUGUUUCUUGAUUGUAAUUCAACAUUCCUCACAGAAUGAGCUGAUAGAGAUGCUCCUCAUUCCAUGGUGCUACAGCUAUUCAUGGCUGUCCAGAAUGUGUUUUGUCUUCCACAUCGCUGUGUCCGCAACUGAAACACACCACCCAUUGCCUCACUGUGCUCACAUCCACUGUCUGGUCACCAUAAAUAUUCAGCAAGAAACAAUGAAUGUGAAUGGGUGUCAUUUUUGCUACAUGGAGGAAUUCUAUGACACACCUUUUCUUCAUAUUAAAUAAUGUGAUUUUUUUUAUUCUUAGAAAAAGAAAAAAAUAUCAAGACUUGCAGCUUUGACUACUUGUCAGAUACCCUCUAACUUCUGCAGUAAGUCCUUUAGCUUUUUCAUUGUAUGACAGUUUCAUUCCAUCAUUCCAAGGUAACUUACCAAGAUGUUUUUAUUCCUUUUUUUUUUUUUUUUUUUCAUUAGCAGCCAUCUUUCACGAUGAAAAAAAAAUACUGAGAACUACAUAAUGAAUUACAUUUAACUGUUACUUUUGUAAAUUGCGUGGAUACAACUAAGCCUGCAAUCAUUUUCAGAGCACCUCUCAAACAUUUAGGAACAAUGCUUUAUGAAGUACAGAAAUUUCUUAAUGUGAUGUUCCUGAGCAUGGAUCCUUGUCAGUCUGUGAAGUUUGUGUUGCUGUAACAUGCACAAGGUUUGACUCACGUCAAUCUAGAUUACAAAGCAUAUGAAAGCAAUGUAUUAUGCUUUGAGUACGUUGCUGCGAACUGAUGCCUUGACAUUGAGUAUGAAGGUAUGUUUAUGUACAAGUUUGGCUAUGCUCUCCCUGGAUAGUUCAUAUGUUAAUUCAGUAUCAACAUUUGUACUUACUUUCUACAAGUAAGCUAAAUAAAUUAUUUUUCUAAGCAACACA